Molecule: messenger RNA, 921 nt
Organism: Cavia porcellus (domestic guinea pig)
Lineage: Eukaryota; Metazoa; Chordata; Mammalia; Rodentia; Caviidae
Product: MAP/microtubule affinity-regulating kinase 3-like
Exons: 1
Biological process (GO): negative regulation of apoptotic process; protein phosphorylation; microtubule cytoskeleton organization
Cellular component (GO): cytoplasm
Molecular function (GO): ATP binding; protein serine/threonine kinase activity; tau-protein kinase activity
Source: RefSeq, a predicted model, not a curated record
AUGUCAUCAUCCACAGGAAUCUUCUGUGAAGACUAUGACAUGCUGUUGCCCCUUGGUGAGGGUCACUUUGCCAAGGUGGUACUCACUGAACAUGUGAGCACAGGGAUGCUGGUAGCUGUGAAGGUACUUCAAAAGGACAAGUUGAGGCCUACUGCUGUUAGACGGGAGGUCAGCAUCCUAAAGGACCUUCAGCACCCCAAUAUCAUUGAGUUGCUGGAAGUCUCAGAAAAUAGUACCACUAUGUUCCUGGUAAUGGAGUAUGCACGCGGGAAAGACCUGCAGCGAUUUAUCAAGUGUGCUGAGAGACAGAAGCUGCGGGAGGAAAGGGCCCGGCAGAUAUUCCGAGAACUCCUGGAGGCUGUGCAGUACUGCCAUGACAGAGGCAUCAUCCAUGGGGACCUGAAACCGGCAAACAUAUUAAUGGACCGUGAAGGCCACCCCAAGCUCAGCGAUUUUGGCUUGGCUUUCAGGUUCCUUCCUGGCCAUUAGGUGACCGCGUGUGGAGGCACCCGACAGUAUUCUGCCCCGGAGUUAUUCUUACAAAAGAAAUACCAAGGCCCACCACUGGACAUUUGGUCUUUAGGGGUAAUUUUAUUUGAAAUGGUCGCUGGGGUACGCCCAUUUAGUGGGAGCAAAACAGAAUUGACGAAGAAUGCCCUAAAGAGGCGAUACCAGUUUCCCCAGCACUUCUCCAAAGAGGUGCAAAGCUUAAUCAAGGGGCUUCUCAACCCUGACCCAAGCAUGCGCCCUACCUUGGAGCAAGUAAGGCAGCAUCCAUGGCUUCAGCUUGAAUCUGUCCCUUGUCAUCCUCCUCAACUGCUCCCCAAAGCCACAGAAAGGGCAAUACUGGACAUUAUGGAUGGGAAGGGGUACAACCCGCUGAAGGUGAUUAUACGGCGCCGCGGGCAACAAAAGACGUAA